AUGUACUCGGCCGCCGCCGCCGCCUCGCCACCGCGACGGGACUUCAUCUCCGUCACCCUCAGCCCGGAGGAGGCGGUGGGGGCUGGCGGCUACAAUAACAGCAAGGCCUGGAGGCGGCGCUCCUGCUGGCGGAAAUGGAAGCAGCUGUCUCGACUACAGCGGAGUGUAAUUCUCUUCCUGUUUGCCUUCUUGGCAGUCUGUGGAGUCAUUUCAUACACAAGCAUGGGGGAACCGUGGAAAAGUUUAACAAAUAAAUCGUUGGAUGAUCAGAGAACAGAACCAGAAAUUCCUGGAUUGAAGCUGGCAAAUCCAGCCGUACUACCAGCACCCCAGAAAGCAGAUGCCAACCUUGGAGACUACCCAGAGCUUUCACCACAGAAGCCGCCAAAACCUCCUCAUGUUCGGCGUGGUCCUUCCAAUCUUCAGAUCAAGCCUCCUCGGAGGGAUGUGAGGCUGAAGACCCGACAUGAUACUAGCAGGGUUGUAGAAGAGCCGGUCCAAGCUGAUAAAGAAGAGAAAACGGAGAAAUCUGUUAUCAGCUGGAGAGGAGCAGUGAUAGAACCUGAACAAAGCACUGAACCUCCCUCUAGUAAAAUAAAGGAACCAGAAAAACCUUCAUCUGUGGAAGCUGAAGACCAGAAGGAACCAGUGCCUAUAAAUGAACGUCAGAUGGCUGUGAUAGAAGCAUUCCGCCAUGCAUGGAAAGGAUACAAGGAUUAUGCCUGGGGCCAUGAUGAGCUGAAGCCUUUGUCCAAGUCUUACAGUGAGUGGUUUGGACUUGGGCUUACCUUAAUUGAUGCCUUGGAUACCAUGUGGAUUUUAGGCUUAAAAGAAGAGUUUGAAGAAGCAAGAAAAUGGGUAGCAAACGAUUUAGUAUUUGAUAAAAACGUGGAUGUGAACCUCUUUGAGAGCACUAUUCGUAUCCUGGGGGGCUUGCUGAGCACCUACCAUCUCUCCGGAGAUAGCCUCUUCCUGGAAAAAGCGAAAGACAUUGGGAACAGGCUUAUGCCAGCAUUCAAGACCCCCUCCAAGAUACCAUAUUCUGAUGUCAACAUUGGCCGGGGCACUGCACAUCCACCUCGUUGGACAUCUGACAGCACUGUGGCAGAGGUGACCAGUAUUCAGCUGGAGUUUAGGGAGCUCUCUCGUCUCACUGGAGAUGAGAAAUUCCAGAAAGCUGUGGAUGAGGUGAUGAAGCAUGUUCAUACCCUCUCAGGGAAAAACGAUGGACUAGUGCCUAUGUUCAUAAACACCAAUAGCGGGCAGUUCACUCACUUGGGUGUCUAUACUCUGGGAGCCAGAGCUGACAGCUACUAUGAGUAUUUGCUCAAGCAAUGGAUUCAGGGUGGGAAAAAAGAAAAUGAACUGUUGGAAGACUAUAUGAGAGCCAUAGAAGGAGUGAAAAAGCAUCUUCUUCAGAGAUCACAACCCAAGAAGCUUACUUUUGUAGGAGAGCUCGCCCAUGGCCAUUUCAGUGCCAAGAUGGAUCACUUGGUUUGCUUUUUGCCUGGUACUUUGGCACUGGGAGCUCACAAUGGAUUGACUGCUGAUCAUAUGAAGUUGGCUGAAGCCCUUAUAGAAACCUGUUACCAGAUGUAUGCUCAAGUAGAGACAGGCCUGAGUCCGGAGAUCGUACACUUCAAUCUUCAUGCGCAAAAGGGCCACAAAGAUGUGGAAAUCAAGCCUGCAGACAGGCACAACUUACUGCGACCAGAAACUGUGGAAAGCCUUUUUUAUAUGUACAGAUUCACCGGUGAUAAGAAGUACCAAGACUGGGGCUGGGAAAUCUUGCAGAACUUCAAUAAAUACACACGGGUUCCUACAGGUGGUUAUACUUCCAUUAACAACGUCCAGAAUCCCAGUAAUCCAGAGCCACGAGAUAAGAUGGAGAGCUUCUUCCUUGGGGAAACACUCAAAUACAUGUUUCUGCUGUUUUCAGAUGACAUAGACUUAAUCAAUCUUGACAAAUACGUAUUUAACACAGAAGCUCAUCCACUUCCUAUCUGGGUGCCAGCAUAGACUGGGUGUCAGUAGACCUUGCAAUGGUGGCAUUUUUAUCUUCAAGUCACUUUACUUUUCAGGGUUUGAGGAGAGAUGCUAUAUUGCACCUUUUUUGGCUUAAAACAAACAAACAAAACCUUUGGGAAAGCAUCUCUGGUUUGGAGAAGUCAUGUCAGUCUUAAAUCUAAUCCCUUGUUCUGGGAUGGACAAGCUGUGCCAUACUAAGCUGGUUUUCCUGGUAUUGAUGAUGAGGUUCAGAGAAUAAUUGUAGUGUGGACCAUGACAUUCACGGGGCUCUGGUGAACCAGAACUCACUUAUGUCAGUCUUACUGAAUGCUCAUUAAAUAUUGGGAAUGCAGCAAAUUGUCUUACAGCACAGGAUUGUCCCUGGAGAGAAGGAAUAAGCCUACAGGUUUCUGGUUUAUUCUGGAUUCACUGAAACACUUGGUUACAGCGCCAUUCCUUCAUGAGAACGUAUAGUGUUUCAGGUGGUAAGUGGAAUAAACAAAGAACUGUAAUGUUGUCCCAGGUAGAAGCAAAGCUGUCAGUAUUGCUACUGAUACUCUGAUCUCAUUCCAAACUACCGAGCUAUGCUGCAUCACGUUAGAAGAAGAAAGUGGCAGCAAAGCAUCUGUUGUACAGUGUCUUAGUUUUAUAGAGCACUUUGAACAAUCUGUUCAAGCUGUGGCUAAAAUGAAUGAUGGAAGAGAAUUUGCUGCUGGUUUGGCUCAAAGUGGUAUAUAAUUUUGUAGAGGUAUUGCAGUUUUUUAACUUAUCUGCAGGAAUGCAGGCGAUAAUGUGAAACGCAAGUGAAACUACACAUGCAUUUUAUGUAUUAUUUGCAUCAGUUAGACUCAGGUAUUCUGACUGAAAGCUGCUUUCUGAGAUUGGGCACUGGGAAAGCUUGUGAGCACAUUAGCUAUAAUUCUAAGUCAGCCUCCUUCCGUCCCUUCCUGUCCAGGUAGUUGCGUUGUAAGGUGUUUGUUGACACAAAACAAGCUUACAGCUGUACAGCAAAGUUCAUGUUAUUCAUCAUUUUUUUUGGACUGUGGAGAAAUUGUCAAUUUUUUUUUUUUUCCCUUAGGAGUACUUUGGUUAGAAGUAUUUUCAUUAGCAGUAUUAAAAGCAGACAGUCUAAAUGUAUUACAACAAUUCCUGGUCCCAAUAGAAUUAGUGAAAUCUGUUCAGUUGCUUGAAGACAAAGCAGACCCAGGUUUUUUUAAGAAUCUAAUGGGAGCCCUGGGGUCUUUCAUUUAUAUAUGUGCAAAUAGAUUUUAAACCAUGAAUUUGGAAAUCAGCUUUCUGUAGUGCUUUUUCUUUUGGUUUUGUAGCUACUUGGACAGUCCUGUAGUCACAGGUAAGUUCUCAGAAAUGUGCUUGUUCGUAUUUCUUAAAGAGGUUGUUCUCACUAAAAUGUCCUUUCCCCUCACAUUAAUGGGAGCGGUGGGAAGUACGCAGGUGCGUGGUAGCGACAGUGAGGUACAGUCCCCACUAGAUCUAGGGCUGCUAAACGGAACUAAUGAAAUCUGACUGUUAUGGUUAAUUUUCCAGUGGCUGAGGGGGGGUAUGUGUAUUUUAUAGUAUUUGUAACCUUUGAUUUGUAAAGUAAGAGGCAUCUUUAUUUGUUUUAUGCUGAUCAGUUCUGUUUGCUGGAGUCAGAAGUUACCCUUGGGACCACUAUUUAAGUCUUUUAAAGAAUAUUUAUCAUUCCAUGUACUAAUGAUGGCUUAUGGAAAUGGAGAAAUUUUACAAAUUAUUUAAAUGCACCUUUUUCUGUCAUCAGAGGGACCCUGGGAUUUGCAAGACGUGACAAGUUUGUGCAGAAUGUUAAUGUUCCUCCAGUUCACAUGCUACCAGUAACCCUAGAAAUUAGUUUCUCACUUACGUGUGCAGUGGAAUCCAGUAGCUGUAGCCUUUGUCUGCACAAUGGGUUUGCUCCUAAGACUUUUGUUUUCUUUGACAUUAACAGCGAAGAAGGAAAAUGCUGUUGAAAUGUGGGAGGAAACACCUUCAGUGUUUUUGUUUGUGGAGUAGGUUCAUGUUACUGAGGAGCUGAGCUUUGGCUAAAAGCUGAAAGCUUAAAACUGGAGAUUAAAAAAAAGAAAAGAAAAAAAAAAGAUAAAUUCAGUGAGACUACUCAGGCCCUACUGACUUGUCUUGCCUUGGCCUUGUGCCUUUGAUUGAGGCUGGUAUUGAACCCUUAGUUAAUGACUUUGCUAUGGAUUGUAAAACUUCCGGAGUUUGGCAUUUCACCGAUACGGCAGCGCUGCCGAGGAGACAGAGAUUUCUUAGGAAGUGGAAUACAUAUAAAUGCUCAACCACAAAUCUUCUGUUGUUGAAGUCUUAUACUAGUCUUAACGUAAUCGACUCUACAAAUGGGACUGUGGGAGUCUGUGUUAUAAUUUUUUUGCCUUAUGAUUGGGUUGAGAGUAAUAAUCCAUUUCGUAAUGAGUUAAAGGAAGGAGAGAAGAAUAAAUCGUCGCUUUCCCAAACACACUUCUUGUCUUUUAGCUGAGUCUGUUGGUCCUACUGAUUUCUUUUCUACCUAGUUCUUCCUGGGAAACUGAAUCUUCAGAAAGUGUGGCUUUACUGCCCUCGUCCUUUAAAUCUGAGGUUAAAAUUGUUCAGAUCUCUCUACCUUUGAGAACAAAUGCUUGUUUCAGACUCCUAUAUCACACGUGAAAUGGCACAAACCUAAAUAAUCUGAUAAAAGCUCAUCUGCUUCUUCCUAUUCUUUUGCAAAGGUCACUUUAAUUGCUUAUUUAUUUUUAUUUCCUUAAUGUAAGAUGUUGUGUCAGAUUAGUCUCUGAGCUUCACAGCCCAUCUCAAUUCUCCUAUGUGCUCCCCCAGCACAACAGAAGCUUUGCACGUCUUUGAAAAGUUUUCUUUUGAGUACUCUGUGGUUCUUUGAACCAAAGCCUUAACUGCAGGGUCUGUAAUCCAUUUUUGGUGUUUGAGCGUACUGAUACGCUUCUGAUGCUCAAGUUGAAUGUUGCGGAAAGGCCGUCUCUUCAGCCAGUGAUUCUGUCCUUUUGCACAAAGAGCUGCCUUGGUUUCUCUCCAAGAGCUUGAGUGCCUUGCCUAAUUAAAAUAAAACAAAAAAACCCCAGCC
Messenger RNA from Gavia stellata (red-throated loon), 5113 nucleotides. RefSeq names its product mannosidase alpha class 1B member 1 (gene MAN1B1). Gene Ontology annotation, cellular component: endoplasmic reticulum; membrane. The coding region runs from base 1 to 2019 and encodes 672 amino acids. The record is from RefSeq and is a predicted model, not a curated record. The transcript has 13 exons. Gene Ontology annotation, molecular function: calcium ion binding; mannosyl-oligosaccharide 1,2-alpha-mannosidase activity. NCBI's taxonomy places the organism in Eukaryota, Metazoa, Chordata, Aves, Gaviiformes, Gaviidae. Gene Ontology annotation, biological process: carbohydrate metabolic process; N-glycan processing.